CCGUUUAUCAAGUAUCUCGCAAGAGACAGAGGAAUCGGACAUCUCGAUAUUGGCGCUGUUGUAUUCUUCAAAGUCUUCCAUGGAUAAAUCAUUAUGAAAAAACAAAGAAAAGGAGAUCGAAAAUUUAGUGGAGGCUGCAGAAGGAAAGAUAUAGCCCGUGUUAGAGCGUUGCAUCAGACGAGGCUUAAAGACAGCAGACGAGAAAUUUCGAUGAAUCUGUGGAUUAUACUGGCCAUCACUUGGAUAAGCAUUUCCGUCGUGAUAGCUGACCCCAAGUGGUUCGUCCACGAUUCUCCCCUUGAUGGGGGGGAUAAUGAAGAUCUAUUCUCCAGUGAACAGCUGCUUCCAGUUCAACUGAAGACACACAAAAAUCCAAAACCUGCCGUUCCUCAUAUUACACCAAAAAAACAAGAUCAGUCACAUGAUAAAAAAGUCAGCAAGGGUGCAGAUAAACCGAAACCAAAACCCGUGGUCAAACAAGAGGCGAAUGAAAUAGAGUCAGAGAAUCUGAUUCUGGUUCACAAAAAACCCACACACGCAACAGGCAGAAAACCAUUGCAGGUUGUUGAUGAUCGGAAAAAGGUUGAAGUUAAAACUAUCAAGACCGACACAAAACCUGUACGCAGUCCGCAAAUCCUUGACGAGGAAGAACCGUGUGAUCCGGAGAAGGACAUCGACUGCCUCUUGGAGACGGAGGACCUCAUCCUCGUUAGCAACAAGAAGGUAAAGCCGGCUGAAGCAAAGAGGCUGAAUCAGCAGGCAAUCAAACACGACUUGGUGGAGACAAUGAAGAUAAAAGAAGACAUAAAGCCAGAAGUUAAGAAAACUGAAGAAGCUGACAAGUCGGCACUUCACAGAAGAUUGCUCCAGAGAGAUGGACUCGACCCCGAGGCUGUCGUUCGUCAGAAGCCCGCACUGCAACCUCUGUUGGAGGAGGUCGUGGAGGAAGAGGAGGAUGUUCUUGCCAACGAGAUCUACUCCAACGAUCAACAAGCUGAAGAGAUCAUAAGACGCUUCAAGAGGCAGAUUCAGACAGACGAGGCUAUUGGGUCAGGAGAUGGUGGUGGCGCUAGUUUCAUGAACACGACGGAUACCACAGAAACCCCAUCGUUCACGAUGCCACUCAGCAUAACCAUGGAGCAAAAACAUGACACCGGAACCCUGACACCGGAAGAAAAAUCGAGCUAUAAAGACAUGUUCAAGACGCAGUUGGACGGCAUUUUCAGCAAAAUUGAGGGAACAAAAGCCGUUGUGAAGAAUAUUCGCCUUGACGAAAACAACCGUGUGACGAUGGACUGGGAUCUAGUGAUCACUCUUACUGGGGCGCGCGGAACCACUGAUACCACUCAGUCUCAGAACCUUCUGCUGAACGAUUUGGUUACAAUUGGUAUUCCUGCGGUCAACAAUAUGAUUAUAAAUGGAAGUGUUGUCUACAAAGGACUGGAAGAAGUGGUCGUUAAACCAGCAGCCGAACUUUUGUUAAAGGACACAUGCCAAGCAGACAACGCUUGCCCCAGCGAGUACAUAUGUGUACGAAACGAAGCGUCUUUAACCUAUUGCCACCACAAGUGCUACAGUUCAGGACUAAUUGAUGAAUGUCAAAAUGGAGGCGCCUGUCAAAUCAACGACAACUACGAACCAUAUUGCCAAUGUGGGACGGGAUAUUCAGGGACAAAGUGCGAGCAGGCCCCGUCGUCUCAGAGUCCAUCCUACACCAUAGGCCAAAUCGUGGGUGCUGGAGUCGGUGCCGCCAUGAUGGUCAUAGCAACGGCAUCGUGCUGUAUAUACAUCGCGUUCUUCAGGAAGAAGAAGGAAGAGGACAUGGAUUACUCUUAUUUUGGUGACGAUGAUUCGUCGGGUCCUGGUGCCUUCAGUGACGCGGACACAGCUCUCGGAAUUAGCAACUAUUAUAUCGACCGUCCUAGUGUCAGUUUAACGCCCCUGGAUAUAUAUCAUCAAACGGGAACUCAUGCUUAAAUCGGAAGGACGCUAGGAUAACAAAUUGUUACUUGCUCAAUUGUAGCGAUUGUCCCAAUGAUGCUUAGCAACCGUUGCUAGGCUACAGGAAGGACUGGCGAUGGAGCUUGUUUUCUUGGUGUUUUGUGUCAAAUCGAAUUUCGAAUCAAGGAAACCUGACGAAGUCGCGGUCCUGACUUUCUGGGGGCAGCUGUCUGAGACGAUCGAUGAGUGCGAGUUCCACGCUCUGCACGUUCUGCGCGUGCUGCUCGUACCGCACGUACAUGCCACGAGGCAUGAAUGUGAACCAGUGAACUGAUCUCAAUACACAUGGGUGCAUAUCCGCACGUGGGCCCUUCGGCAGCUAGAGGAUGCAAUACUGAAGACACGCUGUGAGACUUUGUUCUGGGUGACAGACCAUACAGGUGAUCUGUGUUAGUUUCCUGAGGGAUUUUUUAGAAGGAGGACAUAUAUUCCCACGGUGUAGUCGUAAACAAUCACGCUUUACAGUCACGUAGUCGGGAUAACAAUGUCAAAGGUCACAUCAUCCCUCGAUGUGAAUCCCAAAAAAUAUUUGUGGUAAAAAUACAAAAUUAGAAGGAUAGCCCUUAUCAUACCCAUUCACAAAUAUACCAUUGCUUUCGGUGUUUCAGUUUUUCAAAAUUUCAUCUUUAUGUCUAAUUUGUUUUUGUAACUCGAUUACACUUGAUCGUAAAAAGACGGAAUGACAUGUCAUAUGGAGGGAUGUAGUGUCUCAAAGGCUUUAAUUUAUAAUACUAGUGCCAGUUUUGCCAAAGUGUUGUGCUCAUCACGGGUAUUGUUCUUUAUUGGAGGAAGCCACUGCAAUGUUAGUCAAAUGUCUCAAGUUGAAAAAAGAAAAAUCUGUGAUAUUUUCUGCAGUCUUCCACAUUGUUUUACACGGUGAAACUUAUUCCAGUUAUUAUUCCGAGGGAAUUAGCUUUAAAUUAUCCAUUAAAAACUGAUUAUAACUAACUUAUCGUAUUUUUUCUCCUAAAUAUGUAAUUCACUUUGCGAUAAUUGAUUACCUUGGAUGGAGACAUUUGUCGUUAAUUGUUUAUUUUUCAAUUCAAUAUUUGGUCUUCUUUCUGAGAAGUUGGGAUUACAUUGAAAUAUACAUGUAUUUGUUAUGUUAGAUAUUUUAAGUUAUUGAAUAUAUGUUUGUCUUGUAAAUUUGUCAAAUAGAUGUAAAUAUUGUAUAUACAUAUUGAUAUACCCCGGUGCAAUAUUCAUAUGUAAAUAGACAUCACUUUGUAUACAUUCACACAUAUGCCAUGGCCAUGGUGAUAUGAUAUUUAUUAAAUGUUAUUCAGAA
Haliotis rufescens (red abalone) is the source of this 3289-nucleotide messenger RNA. RefSeq lists its product as uncharacterized. NCBI's taxonomy places the organism in Eukaryota, Metazoa, Mollusca, Gastropoda, Lepetellida, Haliotidae. Bases 94 to 1977 code for a protein of 627 amino acids. The transcript has 15 exons. The record is from RefSeq and is a predicted model, not a curated record.